Molecule: messenger RNA, 402 nt
Organism: Aspergillus ibericus CBS 121593
Lineage: Eukaryota; Fungi; Ascomycota; Eurotiomycetes; Eurotiales; Aspergillaceae
Product: putative adhesin
Exons: 1
Coding region: 1-402 (133 amino acids)
Source: RefSeq, a predicted model, not a curated record
AUGCACCUCACCACCACAACCACCACCCUCUUCCCCCUCCUCCUCCUCCUCUCCACCACCACAACCGCAACCCCCACCCCCUCCAACCCCACCCCCUCAACCUCCACCCCCUCAACCUCCACCUGCGGCACCUGCAACCCCCUCUCCGGCGAAAACCACUGCGACAUCACCACCUCCUGCAUCAACACCGGCACCCGCUUCCACUGCGCCUGUCGCGCCGGCUACAAAGCCUCCCCCAAUAACUGGGACAACACGAAACAGUUCCGCCUGAAUGUCCCCGGGUAUCAGUUUUUGGUCUUCACGCCCGAAUAUACCCAGUGCGAUACGCUUUGUGAUAAUCCGUAUGGGGCGAGCGCGCAGCUUUGUUCCGAGGUGAGGCUUUGGGAGGGGUGUGCUGUUUAG